AUGGCUCCUCCAUCAACAGUCACCUGUAAGUCCCGGUGCAAUGUCAGUAUCACGAAGGGAUCUCAACCAAAUGGAAAGGAACAAGGCAACCAGGAUGCAGGAAAAUGUAAGCACUACUGUGGCAAAGGCACUCACGAGCUUCCUUCUUGCACAGGUCGCUCUUUCCACCCGUUGGAUCCCUUGCAACCGUCGGAGAUUGUAGCAGCAGCGCAUGUUAUCAAAACUGCACUUGCACCAACACUUGUGAGUUCUUUCUCUUUGCACGCAACCUCACGAAAAUGGUUCUUACAGGCCAAAAGCGGCGUCAUAAACUUCAUCGAGGUGAUCCUCGACGAGCCAGAGAAGACGCUGCUUGCUCUGUAUCAAUGUCAACUCCAAGUGAAACACAACCAUCGACAGCUAGUACGUCCUCCAAGACAAGCAAGGCUGACCGUGUACAAUGCACACAACAAUGAAACAAGUCUCUGGGUUGUAGAAUUACCAGCAGCGCCGAGAGCUCCCAAAGUCUUGUGGUGCCAGUACAUUCCAGACGUCCAGCCUCCAGUGGUAAGUUUUCAUAAUUCCUUGCAUGAUAGACAAGAACGUGUAAGUGACCAGCAGGGAACAGAGGAAUACGUGCUCUGUGAAGCAAUCGUAAAAUCGCACAAGCCACUAAUAGAGGCAUUGAGAAAACGAGGAAUCACUAACACUGACCUGAUCAUGGUGGACACCUGGUGCACUGGUUACCACGAAGAAAAGGAUGCUCCAAGUCGUAGACUGGCGAGACCGCUUAUGUUUUAUAGAACUGAGAGCUCCUGUCCGAUGGAAAACGGCUACGCGAGACCGAUAGAAGGCCUGUCGCUGCUAGUUGAUCUCCAGAACAUGAAUGUCGUCGAACUCGAGGAGAGAGAAGCUGCUCCGCUUCCGCCACCAGAUCCAAUGAGGAACUACACACCAGCUUGUGUUCCAGGAGGCCUCCGAACCGACGUCAGGCCGUUGCAGAUUUUACAACCUGGAGGACCAAGUUUUGAAGUUAAUGGAUACGAAGUAACCUGGCAAAAGUGGUCCUUUCGCCUGGGAUUUACUCCACGAGAAGGUCUAGUAAUCCACAGUGUAGCGUAUAGCGACGGUUCUCGAGGUCCGAGGUCUGUGGCUCACAGGUUGAGCUUCGUAGAGAUGAUAGUCCCUUACGGAGAUCCUGCAGAACCACAUUACAGAAAAAAUGCUUUCGAUGUAGGAGAAGACGGACUUGGGAGGAAUGCUCACUCGCUGAAAAAGGGAUGCGAUUGCUUAGGAUACAUUCACUACUUCGAUGCGUAUCUCACGGACCAAAAGGGAGACGUCGAAACACUCGAAAAUGCAAUAUGCUUACACGAAGAAGACAAUGGCAUACUGUGGAAGCACAAGGAUUGGAGGACAGGUCUUUCUGAAGUCCGAAGAUCUAGACGGCUCACCGUUUCUUUCAUAUGCACUGUCGCAAACUACGACUAUGGCUUCUACUGGCACUUCUACCAGGAUGGGAAAAUAGAGGCUGAAGUGAAACUUACCGGCAUUCUGAGCCUCGGAGCGAUUCAGCCCGGCGAGCAAAGGAAAAACGGAACGGUCAUAAGCACUGGAUUAUAUGCUCCGAUACACCAGCACUUUUUUGUAGCACGCAUGAACAUGGCAGUCGACAGCAAACCUGGAGAAGCAGAAAAUCAGGUUGUAGAGGUUAACGUUGUGCCAGAGCCACCGGGUCCAAACAAUCCUCAUUGCAACGCAUUCUACGCCAAGGAGACGCUGCUAAAAUCCGAAAUGCAAGCUCAGAGAGACUGCAAUCCUUUAUCUGCACGACACUGGAUAGUAAGAAACACCAAAGUUGUGAAUCGAGCUGGCGGAAACACAGGCUACAAGCUUGUUCCCGGAGCAAACUGCCUGGGAUUCAUCGGCAAGGACGCGAUGAUCCUGCGAAGAGCCGAGUUUCUCAAGCACAACCUCUGGGUAACCAGCUAUAGCAAAGACGAGCUCUACCCAGCCGGCGAGUUCCCCAAGCAAAACCCCCGCAUUGGAGAAGGCCUGCCGACCUGGGUGAAAAAGGACCGCGAUCUCGAGAAUGCCGACAUCGUCCUGUGGUACGUAUUUGGAGUGACACACAUACCUAGGCUCGAGGAUUGGCCCGUGAUGCCAGUGGAGCGCAUCGGAUUCACACUCACGCCGCAUGGAUUCUUCGACUGCUGCCCGGCGAUCGACGUUCCCCCAAAUCAGAAUGGCGCUUAAACCCUAAAGUUCAAAAUAAAUGCCCUUGCUCAAACCCUAAACUUCAAAAUAAAAGCCCUUAUAGAAGACCCUUAAAAAAAUAUUC
Molecule: messenger RNA, 2320 nt
Organism: Selaginella moellendorffii
Lineage: Eukaryota; Viridiplantae; Streptophyta; Lycopodiopsida; Selaginellales; Selaginellaceae
Product: copper methylamine oxidase
Exons: 9
Coding region: 1-2235 (744 amino acids)
Biological process (GO): amine metabolic process
Molecular function (GO): copper ion binding; primary methylamine oxidase activity; quinone binding
Source: RefSeq, a predicted model, not a curated record